AGCAGAGCAGCCACUCUGCUAUCUUUCAAAUUGAAAUUCUUCUCCUUCACCCUUUGCACGUUGAAUUUCACAACAACAGCAUCUCGCUAUAACCUAGGAGCUUUGUUCGGAUUCAAGGUUUUCGACUGUAUUUGGACGAUUCCUCCGACGCCCGCCAUCAAGGCCACCAACAGCACGCCACUGUCCAGCAAGGCCACCGCCACGCCACCACAGCACGCCCCUGUUGUUCUCCUUCUCCUUCAUCAGAAUUAGAAGCUGAAGCUCCGGCAAUGAAGAGUAAAAAUGGAAGCAAGGCACGUGCAAAAGACAUGGUUAAAGAUAAUGGCAUGGUUGAAACUGAACCAGAAGAUCUGCCAAUCAAGUCUAAAAAGGGCAGUAAGAAGCGUGCUGCAGCACCGGAUUCGAAUCCUCCAACUGUCAAAGACAUCCUUGAAAUUGGUCAUGGGGAGGCUGCAGAUGGAGUUCUUGUUGAUGAUGACUUGAAUGAACCAACCAUGGGUGAAAUUCUUGGAAGUUUAAAUUUAUUAGACAAUGAUAGACCAGAGAGCCAUGAUAAAGAAGAAUCUUCUCUGGAUCCAAAGCCUCCAAGUGCAGACUCGGUUCAUAUUUUACUCAAGCAAGCACUACAUGCCGAUGACCGUGCCCUUUUAUUAGAUUGCUUAUACAUCCAAGAUGAGAAGGUCAUUGCAAAGUCCAUCUCAGAGUUGAAUCCAUCUGGUUUUUUGAAGCUCUUACAAUCUCUCAUUUCUAUCAUUCAAUCGAGGGGUGCAAUUUUGGCAUGCGCACUUCCAUGGCUUAGAAGUUUGCUUCUUCAACACGCAAGUGGUAUAGUAUCCCAAGAAUCUUCUUUGAGUGCCUUGAACUCCUUAUAUCAGCUCAUUGAGUCCAGAGUUUCAACUUUUCAGUCGGCUCUUCAGCUAUCGAGUGUCUUAGACGUGCAUUAUACAGGGGUAAUUGAUGAUGUUGACGAGAACGAGACAAUCACUCCAUUUAUUUAUGAGUCUGAUACAAGUGAUGGAGAGGGAUCUGAGGAAGCCAUGGAAACCGAUCAAGAGAACGAAGAGGAAGAGGAAUCUGAUGUUGCCCUUGAUGGUGUUAGUGAUUUUGAAGGAAUUGAGGACAUGAGUGAGUGAUGAAACUUUUGAGAUUUGUUUUGGUUGUAUUGUAUUCGUAGGUGGCCGAUAUUCCCCCGAACAGAACUUGUUAGUAAUUGUACGAACCCCAUGAGCAUUCCAUACGAAUGAAAUUUUGUUACAUGCCUGCCAA
Messenger RNA from Pyrus x bretschneideri (Chinese white pear), 1266 nucleotides. RefSeq names its product WD repeat-containing protein 43-like. Bases 270 to 1133 code for a protein of 287 amino acids. The record is from RefSeq and is a predicted model, not a curated record. NCBI's taxonomy places the organism in Eukaryota, Viridiplantae, Streptophyta, Magnoliopsida, Rosales, Rosaceae. The transcript is spliced from 9 exons.